AUGAGAGAAAUACCUUCGCUGCAAGUACUAUGCUUGAGAUCUGUCGGAGGCCUCGGAUGCAGUGCAGAACGUACGUUUGAUCCCAAUAAGGGCAAGAAGAAAAAGAAUGAAAAUAAGCGAGGCAACAAUAGUAAUGCCAAACAAGAUGAUAACCUUCCACAAAAUCCCACUUCGGCAUCCAAGUUGCUGCAAAGUUUCGACGGUGAAAUCAAAAUUAAUCGCACUCCCGCAAUAGGAAAAGGUGCAGUGCGUCGCAAACAAGCCAAUGAUGUUGACUUGAAUCAUCCUUGGAUUGGAAUAUGGUCAUCCGAUGAUCGAGAAACGCAAGUCCUGCAAAUGGAGUACGGUUCUCCUAGUCUGGACGUCUUGCAAUGCUUCAUUGAUUCUCUCGUAGAGUUGGGCCGAAUGGAUGAUUGCAAGCUCGGUGUUCACUUCUUUCGAGAGUGGAAGGCCAAUGUACUAGCCAAGAAAGAAUCCAAUACGGUUGUUGUCAAGUCCAAGAGUAGGAAGCAAACUCCACCCAAGAAAAAAGCAAGACGCGAACAAGAAGUGUCUGUCAAGCUUGGUUCCUUGAGUUUGCACAAUUCAGUACUAGGCGAAGAUACUGUAAAUGCCAUGGUGGAAUCCAAAAUGGCCAGCCAUUUGGCAGUCUUGGACAUGACUGGUAUUCAACCACUGACGGAUGAUCUACUGUUUCCAAUUUUGAAGGAUGCCAGUAAUCUGAAGCGACUUUCCGUCAAAAAUUGCCGUCGACUGACGAGUAAGACACUAGAACACCUUGGACAAUAUACCUCCCAGCUGACUAGUUUGGAUAUUGGUGGAGCCUAUAAUCUCAAGCCGCAAGCAGUCUUGGAAGCCUGUGCCAACCUAUUUUACCUGGACGAACUGUACGCAAGUGGCCUGGGGUGGACAGAUGGUCUGUUGCAAGAGCUUACUAGUUUGCGAGGAUGGAAGGGGCUGUCUAUGGGAUUUGCUCCUCUACUGACUGCCGGUGGGUUCAAGGCCGCCAUGCUCUCGCAAACCAAAUCACUCAUAAGCUUAUCAAUUCCCUUUUGCGAGCAAAUGGUGGACGCAGCCUUGUUGGGAGCAUUGGGUCGCCAUUUGCCUCUUUUACGAGCCUUGGAUGUUAGAGGGAAUACCAACUUGGUCUCGUUGACGGGAUGGUAUGACGGUCGGGCAACCUUGGCACCAAAACCAGAAGCACAGCCUCUGCUGGUAUUGGCACGAUAUUCAGGUGUAGCGAAAGCGAGUCUGGAGGAUACAAAACGCAUCCAUCCACUGGAUGCAUUGCAUCUGGAUUGUAUAUUAGAUUCGGAUGGUAUUGGAUUGGGGAUCCAACGAACAAUGGAAGUGCCAUCGGAAAAUAACGACGAAGAGAUGCAAUUAUAG
Messenger RNA from Cylindrotheca closterium, 1389 nucleotides. Lineage: Eukaryota; Bacillariophyta; Bacillariophyceae; Bacillariales; Bacillariaceae. The record is from the annotation of a GenBank genome assembly.